AGAUAUGCCAUCCUUGAAUCAAUAGGUGCCAAAGUGACAUGAAGUCGGUCUUAACAAUUAUAGAUCUAUUUUGUUUUUCGUAACUAUCACAGGCUACAAGUAUAUAUUCAAUUCUUUAGCCAAUGUCCCACAAACAUAAAAAUAUGGUCUUCAAAUGAAUUCCGAAAAAUUGUUCCAAAUCGUCUGUUGAAUGACAAAUACACACCAUACAUUUAUUUUGUGUCCUUUUUUAUGUUUUGAACUUGAGAUGAAAAUUGUGGAAAUAGUUCUCUAAUUUUGGUACUGUCAUUGCAGCGAGAGCCGCUAGAGGCAAUAAAAUUGCUUGCUUUCAAAACGGAAGAGCUUCAUAUGACGAGUAUGUCCAUGGCACGCUGUGGAAAACUUCUCGAACUAGCUGUUCUGCUUAUGGUUGCUUGGGAAAAGCUGUUAAAUAAAUCUAAAGUUGAUGACAUCCCCCCCUUAGAACAAUGCAUUAGGACAGAGUUACAAUGGACAGUUGUUGAGAAGACUAAAUUGUAUUGUCGCAUGGGUUGUAAUGAGGUGCUCAAUGCACAUAAGUGUAGAGAGAAGUUGUUGCUCGGUGCAGGUUCGAUGUUCCUCAUUUUUAAUCAAGUUGGUGGUAUUCUUGACAAGUUUCGUCUUUCAGAAAAAACAGAGCCAAUUGACCAACAUGAUCUCGCAAUAGAAUUUGCUGAGUGUAUGAGAGCAGCCAGAUUCAAGUUGGAGAUUAGCGGCACACGAGAAGAUAUAAGGUUUUUGAUCGAACAACCGAAGAAGCCAGAAGAAGUCAACCUGGAGAAAUACGUACACCAGGACGAAGAGAGCUGUCGUGGAGUUUCCCUAAAGACCCAAACUCAAUCUCGCUGAGCAAACUCGGAAUGCCAUUUUCAACAACAGAAGAAUUUCCAUUGUGAUGGCGAUAAAGGUAUCGGUUGGAAUGCUGUGAGCUUCUCAUAAUUCUCACGAGCUGUUCGGGAGAGUAAAGAAAAAUCUUACUUGAAAUCACCGUUUCCCCAACAGUUUGCCAAUUUCAACACAGCGCUGCCCACCUAACCCACGCCGCCAACGACAACCUCCUCCUUUACGCUACUUGAUAAAAUUCGCUCGAUCUUAUUGUGCCGAUCUUCAAGCUCGUGCUCAGAUCUAGCUGCUUAGUUGGUUGGGUUAGAAUAUCGUCCAAAGGUGUUUUGUGCUAGACCUUCGAUCACCAAUUUAUGGUACCUCGGAUUCAAAAUGAUGCCACCUAAUUACCAAGCCAUUGAUGAUAAAACGUGCUCACUCCUAGCUAUGCCUUUGGCUGUUACCUACUCUUACAAAAACACCCACUUCAAUAAAAACACCAGCAGGCCCUGUGUCUACCACUUCAAAAACAAAUAUUGCAUUUGAAUUCAAGGUCCCGAAUGACAAAAAGGAAGAAACUAUACUGCUACAUAUACCUUCUUCUUACUAUUUUGAACAAAAUCUAGCUUAGAUGUUUAAGAUUUAAAUGUGAAUCACCAUGUAAACAACUCUUUUUGUGCUCUUUGAAUGUACAAAACUAAUGUAAAUCAUUGUGGG
Molecule: messenger RNA, 1557 nt
Organism: Cuscuta campestris
Lineage: Eukaryota; Viridiplantae; Streptophyta; Magnoliopsida; Solanales; Convolvulaceae
Source: the annotation of a GenBank genome assembly